Lecanosticta acicola is the source of this 820-nucleotide messenger RNA. NCBI's taxonomy places the organism in Eukaryota, Fungi, Ascomycota, Dothideomycetes, Mycosphaerellales, Mycosphaerellaceae. The record is from the annotation of a GenBank genome assembly.
AUGAGUCAACCUUCCCGCCACCCGGGCUUCGCUCCCAUCGGGAAAGCCCUCGGCAUUGGAGAUGGAAGAAUGCAGUUAAAGGGUGUAGUCUUCGAUAUGGAUGGUACAUUAUGUAUGUCUGAGAGAUUUCGCGAGUUUCAGUGGCUUUGGCUUACCAUCUGAGGAAGGCGAACCGCAGAACUACAUGUUCGGAGAAAUGAGAGCCGCGCUGGGCAUCUCCAAACAAGUCGAUAUUCUGGAUCAUAUCCACGCUCUGUCAGAACCUGAACAGACGGAGGCUUUUGCGAAAGUGCAAGAUAUUGAGCGGACGGCGAUGGCGAAGCAAGUCCCCCAGGCUGGGCUAGUGACGUUGAUGGAGUUUUUGGACCGGAAUGGGAUUCGAAAGGGGAUCUGCACGAGGAAUUUCGAGUCUGUGGCACCGCAUAUCCACGAAAGCUGAUCGCUGACGAUACGCAGCGCGCCGGUCAGCCAUCUCCUCCAGAACCACGUUCCGAGCCAUCUGAACCCUUUUGCGCCGGUCAUCACGAGGGACUUCAAGCCCCCGAAGCCCUCUCCGCACGGAAUUCUGCACAUCGCUCAUGCUUGGGGUAUCGUGGAGUCUGCAGAAGUUCCGGCAUCGCCUCUUCCGUUGCCCUUGAUUAUGGUUGGAGACUCGGAGGACGACAUGGCCGCUGGCCGAAGCGCGGGGGCGCUGACCGUUCUGCUGAAGAGUGAAGGGAAAGAGGAUCUGGUGGACGAUGCAAGGACCGAUGUUGCCGUCAGUCGACUUGAUGAGCUCGUUGAGCUUCUAGAGGAUGGUGUUUGGCCGGAGAGAAGAUGA